AAAUUGCAGCUAUCCAGUUUUGGCGAUUUUACGAUCGCUUCUAGAUCUCCUAUAGCAAGUACAUUACAAUUUAUAGAUGCAUUGUUACAUUGUAUCUCAUCUUCGGUCGAUGUUGCCUUCAUUGUAUAUUUUGGUUUGUUUUCCAUUGGAUCAGCUGAGCACAACUACAAAAUAUAAACAAACAUCAGUCAAAACUUUCAAGCUUUUCUUGUGAAAUAAUUGUAUUUCAUUAUGUGCAGUGUGUUAAAAUGCCGACGUAUCGAAAGCUUUUGUCAUUCACAAGCUACGGCAACACUCAGCUGUGUCAGACAAGCAAAAAUCAAACAGACAACAUUAUGGAAAGCGUUAAUACAGAACACGAUAAAGAUUCAUCUGCAGCAAUGUCAGCAGUGACGUCGAAAACUAAAGUCUUGGCUAUUGGAGAUUCAGAGGAAAGUUCAACCGACAAUAAGCGUAUAUCAAAGUACGAUCGUUACAAUUUUCAGGAGGAUUUUAAAUCGCAUUUGGGUUAUCUACUAGUAGGAACUCGUAGCCCCAUUGAUGUUAUCGACGAUUGGGAUAUUGUUUGGCGGUUUGGAGCUUCGGUGCAAGAGAAAAGCAAUCAUGUGAGACGCUACAGCUUUCAUUGUGUUAAGGGAAAUGCCUCGCCACCUGGAAUUCUUAUAAGUGGACCCGCUCUUUGUGGAAGCGAAGUUAUGGAUGUAGUUAGAAAACAACUGAAGGAAGAGAAUUGGGUAUCGGAUAAUGCGAUAGAAACGCCUUUUAAAACACAUUAUAGUAAAAAAUAUUACCACUGUGAUCAAUACAUUCAGCAUGUAGUGUCCGUUGCGCUGAACUCACAAUGUAAUAGACUAUUUCAAUACUUGUUGCACUUACACAGGAAUUAUGUGAAAAACAAGAAACAAUAAAUU
This is a messenger RNA of Drosophila albomicans, 911 nucleotides long. RefSeq lists its product as uncharacterized. The transcript is spliced from 2 exons. The record is from RefSeq and is a predicted model, not a curated record. The coding region runs from base 249 to 908 and encodes 219 amino acids. Lineage: Eukaryota; Metazoa; Arthropoda; Insecta; Diptera; Drosophilidae.